AUGAGUACCACAAACGUAGAUUACUGUUCCAUUGAUGGGGAAUGUAGGCGCCCGCGCGCCCCCGGGAGGACUGUGGAAGAUCGCAAGCGGAGGCUGCGCGACGCUCGGAAGGCGGCGGUGGCGGCCGGCGGCGGCAGCGGCGGCAGCAGCGGCGGUCUUGCGAGCGGCGAUGACGCCGAGGACAGCGGCGUGGCAGUGCGCGACUCGGACUCGGAGGGGAGGGCGCGCCUGAGGCGGCGGCCGCGGAGCGGAGCUCCGACGGUGGCGACGCUCACGCUGUGCCAGUGCUCGGAAGUGUGUGCGUCGGUGGAGGCCCAGGCGCUGCGCGUGUGGCGCCCGCUGGUGGUGCUCGACCCGGCGGCGGUCGACGGCGGCGGCGGUGCGGGCGGCGGAGGCGGCUGGAGCCGCCCCGCUCUCUACGAGUACUCGUACGCCUACUGCUCGUCGCCCGUGCGCACCCGCAGCGGCGGCUUCCGCGAGGUCGGAGAGGCCACCUCUGCGGCGGCGCGGAGGCGCGCCGGGCCGCGCAGGGCGUCGUCGGCGUCGGCGUCCGCCUCGGCGUCGGUGACGUCGAGCCCCGCCCUCCCCGGGCGGGCGGGCGCGCGCCGCGCGGGCGGCGGCGGCGGUAGCGCUGGCGCUGGCGCCCCGGGGACCGGCCAUGCGCCCGCCGUCACCAUGUCGGGAGAGCUGAGCGCCGAACAGCUGCAGCAGCUCUAUCUGUGUAGCUUGCUGCUAGGCCGGAAGCGGGAGCAGCCAAUAUUCUCGUGCAAAGCGCACGUGUUCCACAUCGACCCGAAAACGAAGCGCUCGUGGAUCUCCGCGUCCACAGCGGCCGUUUCGGUGUCGUUCUUCUAUGACUCGACCCGCAGCCUCUAUCGCAUCAUCAGCGUGGAGGGGACGAAGGCCGUAAUCAACAGCACCAUCACUCCCAACAUGACGUUCACGAAAACGUCACAAAAGUUCGGCCAGUGGUCGGACGUCCGCGCCAACACGGUGUACGGGCUCGGCUUUUCGUCGGAGUCGGAACUCAACAAGUUCAUCGAGAAGUUCCAGGAAGUGAAGGAGGCGACGCGACUAGCGGCGGCGAAGGCGAUCGCCAACGGCACGGGCGCGGGCGUGACGCCGGUGACGAGCGCCAACGCCAGUCCCAUCACGGCGCGGGCGAGCGCGCCGGCGGGCCGCGGCGUCACCCCGGGAGACGGCGGCGCGCCACCGCCGGGCUCGGGCGGCGACGCCGGCGUGGGCGGCGGCGGCAGCGGGUCGCAGCCACUGCUGGAGCCGCCCACGGUGGGCGGCGCCGUCACCACCCCCGCGUCGCCGGCGACCGGGGCGCCCGCGCCCAACGCUGUCACCGUGGUGACGACGGGCGGCCCCGGCGACUCCGGCACCCUCAAGGGCACGACGAGCACGGCGCACUCGCGCUCGCAGUCGCUGUCGGGCGUGCAGGCGGGCGAGAGCCCCAAGCACCAGGCCAAGGGCGGGCCCGGCGCCGGUGACAAGGUGUCGACGGGCGGCUCCCUCACCAACACCACGACCGCCUCCGCCACCUCUGCCGGCGCUGGCCUCCCGCCCGGCUCCUCGCUCGAGGCGCAGCUCAAGUACGAGAACGACCGCCUCAAGUUGGCGCUGGCGCAAAGUUCUGCGAAUGCCAAGAAAUGGGAGGUAGAGUUGCAUACGCUCAAGAAUAAUAAUGUGCGUUUAACAAGUGCACUUCAAGAGAGUACAGCCAAUGUUGAAGAGUGGAAACGCCAACUGCACUCCUACAAAGAGGAAAAUCAGCGUAUGAAAACAAAAUACCUAGAAUUAGAGGCUGCAAAGGGAAAUGCUGAUGCUGCAGCAGAGCUACGUAAAGAGCUGGCAAGUCUUCGCACGCGGGUAGAGCAGUUGGAGCUGGAACUGAAGGCCAAAAACGAUGAAAUCCAAGGUCUCAAAAAGUGUCAGCAACAGCAGAACACUCCAGAUCCUGCAGGUCGUGCCCAAGAAGAACGAAUUAAGGUGCUACAGCAAGAGAAUGCAGAGCUACAGGCAGGACUAUCACUAGCUCAGGCCCAGUUGGAGACUGCACUGGCAGCUCAAGAAUCUCAGCGGCGUGUUCUAGACACACUCAACGCUCAGUUGGCAGCUCAACUUUCUGAAAUGGCUGGUAUCCAUCGUGAGAUUGCCACGGCCUUGCAGACGUGAGGGGGUAUGGGCCCCCGGCAGCUGUACAUGGCCCGCUGGUCGGCUGUGUGAGUUACACCACCCACGUUGCAUUCCUCCCUUGUGUGUGCACAUGUGCCAGCAAGCUCUUUGAGCUGCAGCUGGAACUGUUUGAUACUAAUGGAGGUAAAAUCAGGACAUUAUUGAUGUGCGAAGAAAUGAUCCUUUCUGAAGUUUCACCAAUGAUUUGAGUGAUUUAGCAUCUCACAAAUGCUAUCAAACUGGAAUUAAAAAUAAAAUUCAGGAAAAAUUCAAAAUUACUGGUGUAGAAAGGAAUUUUGUCUUCACAAAUGUCCUAUGUUUUGAAAGUGUUCACACUGAAUGUUUCUAAGUUGGGAACAGAUGUAUCAAAUUGUAAAGCGAAUAUCUCCACUUCCACUAAUCUAUCAGUUGCUUUAUGGUAGUGUUAUGUAAAUUAAUGAAUAAAGCAAAACAAUCCACUAUCAUAGAUUGUGUAUUUGAAUGAAGGGUCAGAAAAGUUUUCUGUGCAUAACCACACAGAUUAAUUUUCUGUUUUCCAUGCAACAGAAACAUAAAUCAUUCUUUUAUUUUUAGGUAGGGAUGUUAUAGUUGAGAUGCAUGCUUAGUUAAAAAUUCUCUGCCGUCGUGCAAAGGAAACAUUUCAUCUGUUAAACACUUGUUGUUUUAACAUUAUCUGUGUAAGGAGGAAUGAAUAUGCAUAUAUGAACAUAUGUAUAUAAGUAUAUAUAGGAUUGGUAUUGAAGCUGUGUCCAAAGGGCCGUUCUUCCUACACUUUUGCCAAAAUAAACCGUAACAUCAGUGUUCAGUACUUUUAUUAAUAUAUUUCUACAUAUAAACAAGAAAUGGAAGUUGUAUAUUCCAAUCAUGGGAUGAAGUUAAACAUGUGCAUAUUCUGUUGCAAAGGAAUAUGUGAUAUAGUUUAUAAAAUACAGGCCCAUGCAAUAUAUGGAUUGUUCCUUCUGCAGAGAGAGGUGCUCUUAAUAGUGUUUGAUUGAAGGUGCUGCGAGAAGAAAAAUCAUCCUCAUUGGGUUACUUUAACUUCCAGGCACUCCAUACUAAGUUGCUUUCCAGAACGACCAGUGAUAUCACUUAGUGCAGUGAUUGGACAAUAUAUUUUUAGUGUUGACAAUUGAUAAACUGUCAUCCAGGUGAAAAGGGAGAAAAGCACAUGUGAUUUAAUUGUUUCAAAUCAUGUCUUGGUAUGCUUCCAAUUCAUGAACUAUUGACCUGUAUGAAAGUGUAUGUCAUUACUCAGGAGAGUGGAAUUUCAGUCUUGAUCGAUAGCAAUGUGUAUGUUGAUAGCGUGUGACAUUAGAACAUUGAAUGGACAGUGAGUACAAUCCCCCAAUGUAUAAGAAUAGUUAAAUUUUAAAAGCUUUGAACUAUAAUGUACAUCAAGCAAUCUGCCAAACUCAGUUGGUUGUGGCUAAAUGCAGUACUAUUUUCAAGGCCAUAUUUGUCACUAAUUUUACAUUUUAUCUUUGUACUUUGUCUUGACAUUUUAGUGAUAUUGAAGCACUCAAAUAAACUUAUAGAAAAUGAUUGCUUUGGUAAAAGUAAAACAGGAAAAGAUCAUAUAAACAAAAUAUAGUUUUAAACUGUAAUUGUAGAAAAUAUAAUUGUAGUUAGUUGAAAUUGUUUCUUUUUGACUUUAUAUCUGGGUUCUUUGGAUAGUUACCAUAAUACUGCUGUGUGUGCAUCUUAAAGAUGCUAGGACGAAAACAAUUAAGUGACAAAUAUGGUUCUAAAACUUUGCAGGUUUAUUUAAUAUUUGUAUUAUUUUAAUUUGUAGCCAGGAAAUAAAUUUGUGGAAAAAGGAGUGAAGAAUCAUUUAAAAAACAGUAUUGGUUUCCUGGUAAAAACAUUGCAAUCUUUUUAUUCUACAGAAAUCAGUCAAUGAAAACUAAAUUUCUUGAAAAAAGUAGCUACAAAGAGAAAAAAGACAUUUGUUAUUAAAAUCAUGUUUCUCUAGGAAAUCAGAGGUUUUAUACUAAGCCUAAUAAAAUUAAUUGAUUUCAUUAGAAAUAUAUACAUAUAUCUAUCAAAUAAUAUUGAGCUUCCUAUAUUACAGACUUUAUGUACAUUGCUACUGAACCUCCUUGAUCAUAGCUGAAAGUAGAGUAUAGCUACAUUCCGUUCAAAAAUGUGUGUUCUGCCAUUCAUAGAUGCACAUGCCUCAUGCCAACCACAGGAUAAAAUGCAACUAACUUGGCUUUAUAUUGUUGUGUGUAAAAACUAUUGCUUUGAUACUGCUGCAUGAACAUAUUGGUGCAUAUGUACAAGACCUGUGUCUGAAACUUUUUUCUUUCUGAAUGUUAAUUCUUUCUUAUUUUCCUAAAUCAACAAGUCUUAAUGAUUAUUCCAUUUUAAUUUAGGAGCAGACAGUCAAAUGAAAAUCUCCCUAAAUUUGGUAGCAACAUUGCCUCUAGAUAUUGCAUGAUGAAAUUUUUGCACAGGUCCUUUAAUGAACAAUGAUAUUGAAAAAUAUGACAAAUCAGAAAUAAUUUUCAAAUGAAUUGCUGUGGUAACUGGUUUUAUAAAAUCAUAGAUUUCUAUACCGCUUAAUGCAGCUUUUUUAAUUUUGUUUGAAGUGUACUAUAAUGGUGAGUAAAAGAGGUAACUAAGUUUUCAGUCCUUUUAUUUAUCGAUUAAAACAUCCUUUUAUUUGUUUAUUUAUUCCCGUCAUUUUAUUGACUUUCUUUAAAAGAGAGAUGAUCUGUUGAAAAAAAAGCUUAUGUUUAAAUUAAUUUUCACACAUUAAAUGUAUGCAUGUCUCGCAUAUUGUUGUUAAACACUAUCAGUCGUAUAGUGCUGCUGCUGCUCCAACAAAUCAAGUCAUAGAUUUUUGCUGUUCUAUUUCAAGAUGGAGUUCAUGAUUUUUGUAUGUUCUUUCCUGCCAAAUUUUUAUUUUUAUUUUUUUAGAACUUUUACUUUAUUUUGUAUGUAAUGUCAAGUAACAUAUUUCACUUCUUUAUUAAUAGUUUGUUAAAAAUUACCACAUUGAUGUGCAGCAUUUUAUUACAACAAUAAAUCUCAUUGUGUAAUUGCUAUAUGUGAAUGAAUGUGAUACAGUGAAUCCCAGGAUAUCAGCUAAAACUUAUUUCAGUGAUCACGUCCCUCUAACAUUGUUUUAGAAACAAUUAGGUGAAUUAGAAAAAAAGUACCAACUCCCAGUAGCGAGUUAAUGUUCGUUUCCAUGAAUAAUUGUGGAGCGGCAAUAAGGGUAUUUAAAAUACAAUACUGUAUUUACAGCAUACUAAUUAAUACUCGUCUUUGUAGGUUGUUGAUGUGGUUGUAGGAAAGUGCCAGCAUGGUACUACGAAUAUCAACACUCAUAUUUUAUUAUCCAUGACCAGAGUGAAAUCAUUCAUUGUACAGAACAAUAUAUUUAUUGUUAAUCUUGUUUUAGAUCAUACAAAUACUUUUCAGAAACUGUAAAAGGAUUUAUGAAAGAAUUUUAUGAUGAAACUGCUGUCCUUGUUGAGGAACAAAAAAGAUAGAGUAGUGGACAUCGAUAUUAUCAUCAUCAUCUUCAUCAAUAUCAUCUUAUCACCACCACCAACUUCUUAAUUUUCAUCUGGUUUUUGUUAUCUUGUAAAAUUCUCUCUUUCCAGCUAUUAUAGCUUAACAUCAUAUUUUGAAAUAUUCUCUUUAUUCAGGGAUCAAGGUUAGGUUACAAUGAACCCAUGUUCUGUUCAUUAUUUUUUCCCUCGAACAGGCGUGAUCAGCUUCAAGUUUAAUGUGAUAUUGCUCCUGUUUGUUGAGAAUAAAUGUCAGUAACCAUGCCAAAGAGCUUGAGAAAGGAGCAAUAAUCUGCUUGAAAAGUAUUGUGAUGGAAUUGUUGUAGAUUUCAAUAUAAUUGAUUACUUACUGUCCAAAUUUUGUUUCUGCUUACAGUGGAUACAUAUGAUAGCAGUUAUUCACUUAGUUUAUCUAGGUUUCUGGUAGAAACUUAAAGUAGAGAUUAACUAUUGGUCUAAAUUAACAAAGCCAUUUUUAUGAUGUAUCUUUUAUGUACAACAAUUUCAUUAUAUUAAUUUUGUGUGUGUGAUCUUAAAAAUCACAUGGAAGUCCUUCAUCAAGUUAAUUGUAGUUCUUUUCAUUAAAAAAAAUGCCGAAACUGAUCAAGUCUGAUCUGGAACAGGGAGUUAGGUUUAGAAUGAAUAUCUACCAUAUAAAAACACUUGUCAUUUUUGGAGAAGACUGAAUGAUUGUGUCAAAACUUCAAAUUUAUGCUCAAUGCAUGUGAUGUGCUGUUUAAGGAGUUGUAGCUAUGGCAUGUUGCUAAUGAGUCAUUAAAUCUUGAGAGUUUAGUUUAGAUGAUAUUGUAAUUUAUUUUAAGUGACAUAUGCUUUGUUAUGAACAUGCUUGUCAUUUAGAUAUAUACUUUUGACUGUCUGUCUGCUUUUAUUUGUGGAACCAAAGUUAUGCUGUGUCAUUCUUUUUGUUUGAGUUUUAAUUGAGUACUUGCAAUAUUGCAUGUGUGCUUGAAAAAUUGCUGCUAAUAUAAUCAAACUCUUGCCUUAUUUCAAGAUCACUUUCAUGCAGUAUAGUUUUCAAACAUACUGCUUUGAAAACUCUUAGCAUUGAAGUUUUUUGGUAAUUAAAAACCAAUUUGACUUGAAUGUUACUUUUAAGUUUGAUAUGAAAAAUUUCAGAAUUUUCAGUUUUGUUUUGUAAACUAUAUAUUUUCAACAUACACAUGUAUUUCAAAAUGUUGUAGACUUAACUGUCCUUAAAACUAAACAGGCACAUAUUAAGAAGCUCAAUUUGUGUAUAAAUAUGUUGAUUACUAAACCAUAUAUUGUAUGUUAUUUUUAAUUAUGUACUAAAAAUGUCCAUAUGCAUUUUCUUGUAGCAUCACAUUUUCUUUUAAUUCAAUUUAAUGCAUUUAUUUUACACAUUGUUUUCCAUAUUUUACACUGGUAAAACAAGUUUCUCUUGUGAUCGUUGAGAAUUCAUAUUUUUUUACUCUUGAUUGCGAUUUGUGAAAGUACUUGAUCUGUAUUCAGUAUUUGUAAAUCAUUCCAUUAGAAACAAAAACAUUAUAAUUUAUUUUAAAUGUUCAUUUUCAAAAGGAAUAUAUAUAAAUAACAGUGAAACAAUCAGCCUAAUCUAAGAGUGUAUGUCAUUCAUUUAAUGGUAAAAGGCUGUGUAGGUAUUUAUGCCUUUGCUUAUUUUAUUGUACCAUGCCACACAUUUGAAGUGCUAUUUUUAUUUAGGAAUUGAAUCUCUUUUCUUAGAAGACGCACUAGAAAUAGUACUAUCCAUAUACUUUUAACAUGUGGAAAUCUCAACAUUCUUCAUUAAUUUUGUAAUGUUUAUCUGUGAAAGAUUCUUGUAUUUUGUUGAAAUUAUUGUUCUUUUUUACAUGUACAUAUAAUUUUGGAAAGAGAGAAAUGUAUUAAAUCAACAUUUCUAAGUUUAAUUAAAAGUGCAAUUUGCCUCUUCUCUUGUAAUCCAUGUCCUUAUUCUGAAAAGAGGGAGUUUUUGCACAGCACAGUGUAUAUCAAUUGACUUCAAUCUGAAGUUUUGCAUGCACAGAUGCACAAAAGUGACCCAUAACUCGAAUUAGCACAUGCAGAUGAUCUGUCGAUUCUUGUAAAGCUUUGCUGUGCAAAAACUCUAAUACUGAUGUUGUAAAAAACGCAGGUACAAACUCAUAAAUUUCUUCUUCGGUAUAUUGAUGAGUGGAAUGGGAACAUAUUCUUCAGAAAAUAAAUUCUUCAGAGAAUUUCAGUGCUAUCAUUCGUUCAAGAAAUUCUCGCAGUUAAAAUAUACUCGUGAUUUUGUUAAUUGUUAUCUAUGCUUACACUAGCCUUAUAAAGUAGAACCCCUAUUUAACAUCACCUCUGGGGCCUAAAAUUCUUACAUUAAAUGGGGGUUUGGGGUAUUCUUUGAAGAAACAAGUUAAAAUUAACCAGGAAUAAUCGAUUUUAUGUUAAGAAAUGCUUGAAAUUGA
This is a messenger RNA of Gryllus bimaculatus (two-spotted cricket), 8143 nucleotides long. The record is from the annotation of a GenBank genome assembly. Lineage: Eukaryota; Metazoa; Arthropoda; Insecta; Orthoptera; Gryllidae.